AUGAUUAGAGAGACUCAUAGUUCAACAGACCUUUCAAACCUACCCAAGAGACCGACGCCGGCUUUUUUACGAAAAUCAACUUCAACUCCAAAAUUAAAUAGUAAUAACAAUCAUAAACCACUUCCGAGAACACCUAAUACACUUCAACAACAACAACCUCCCCAGUUAAAUAGAAGGACUCCUACACAGCAACAAACAAACUCAUCAGUUCCUGUUCCACCAUCUAAAUCAAAGCAGCAACUAGUAUCACUGCCGCUGAAGAAGAAGAAAAAAAUUGGUUUCUUUAAAAAAAUCUCGAUUGAGUGGAAUUUAUUAUUAUUAAAAUUAAAAUCAAUAUCUGAAGACGUUUUAUCAUCUGAUGAUAUUAUAGAAGAAUUCUUUAUAGAUUCAGAUCCUGAUACCGAUUUUGAUAAUCUUGUUAGAUCUCAUAAGGGAUAUAAUUCAACUGAAGAACGGUUUUUAAAAGAUUAUAAAAAAUUUAAAAAUUUAGAUAAUAUGGCUGCGGCAUAUACUAGUAGUAAUGAUGUUAGAUCUUCAGCUACUAUGGUUUCAGAUAGAUUACAAUAUACAUUACAAGAUAUAAUACGACAACAACAACAACAUCACCUUAUGCAACAUGAACCAAAAUUUGAUUCAAUAGAUACCAGGACAGAAGAACCAACUCGAGAAGAAGGUUAUGAAGAUGAUGAAGAAGAAGAUGAAAUAGAUUCAGCAGUUGAAUAUAAUGAAAUUUCAUUCCGUGAUUUGGAUGUUUGUCAACUUCGUAAAGAAUUUGAAAAUUAUAAUACCAAUAAUAACAGUGCUAGUAGUGAUACUGAUUCUAAAUCAACUUUAUUUAAUGAAUCAAAUAUUGGAUCUACUUUAUGGGAAUAUCGUCGUAAGAAAUGGUUAUCACCAAAUCCAAAUAGUCCUCCUAAUAAACUAGAACAAAGAUUGAUUGAAACUUCAAUUCAACAUGUUCCUAAAGAUUGUUAUGUUAAAUUAUAUUCUUGUUUAAUUGAAAAGAAUAAAGAAUUGAAACAUAACAAAAGAAUCAAUCUUUCUGAUGUUGUCAAGAUUAUAAAUGCUGGUUGGAUUGCUGAAGAAAAAUGGGAAAGAGCCGCUCGUGGAUUGCCAUAA
Molecule: messenger RNA, 1119 nt
Organism: Hemisphaericaspora subhashii
Lineage: Eukaryota; Fungi; Ascomycota; Pichiomycetes; Serinales; Debaryomycetaceae
Exons: 1
Coding region: 1-1119 (372 amino acids)
Source: RefSeq, a predicted model, not a curated record